This is a messenger RNA of Fundulus heteroclitus (mummichog), 2063 nucleotides long. RefSeq names its product target of EGR1, exonuclease (gene toe1). The coding region runs from base 262 to 1824 and encodes 520 amino acids. Gene Ontology annotation, molecular function: 3'-5'-RNA exonuclease activity; metal ion binding; snRNA binding. NCBI's taxonomy places the organism in Eukaryota, Metazoa, Chordata, Actinopteri, Cyprinodontiformes, Fundulidae. Gene Ontology annotation, cellular component: Cajal body; cytoplasm. The transcript has 8 exons. The record is from RefSeq and is a predicted model, not a curated record. Gene Ontology annotation, biological process: snRNA 3'-end processing.
ACUUUUGUCCAAAACCUGGGAUGCAUGCUGACAUGUUUACGGUUGAGUCAACGCUAGCUGAGCAUUUUGAGAGAAGAACCUAGUGGAGAUUUAUCUGUGACUUUACAACAGAAACACAAAGCUAUUAUUUAGCUGCAAACGACGUACAAUUAAUCGCUUAAAACGACCCCGGCAACAAUUGAUGAGGCUACCGGGAAAACAUCCAUGUAGCCGGUGGGAACUUUUAGGAGCACGUUUUAAGCUACACAAUUUAGAGCAAAUAUGUCAUCAUCGACGAUAGUUCCUGUAAUUGAUGUCCAGAGUAAUAAUUUCAAGGAGCUUUGGCCAGCAUUGGUGGUUGCCAUUCAAACAUCAUCCUUCAUUGCGCUUGACACGGAGCUGAGUGGUCUGGGAAACAGAAAGGCCCUGCUGGCCGAAUCCAUAGAGGAUAGAUACAAAGCAAUAUGUCACGCUGCUCGCUCCCGCUCCAUCAUUUCCUUGGGACUUGGGUGUUACAAGAAGCUGGACCACAAGCCUCCAGACUCGUACCUCGUCCAAGUGUAUAAUCUCACCCUACUGUGUUCAGAGGAGUACAUCAUAGAGCCCCAGUCGGUCCAGUUCCUGGUGCAGCACGGAUUUGACUUUAACAAGCAGUACAGCAGUGGGAUCCCUUAUUGCAAGGGCAAUAAUAAGGGAGGUGCAGAUGAUCGUGGGGUCAACAUCCGAGCUUUGUUUACUGAGCUGCUGCGCGCCAGGAAGCCCCUGGUGCUGCACAACGGCCUCAUCGACAUGGUCUUCCUUUACCAGAGUUUUUAUGCUCACCUCCCUGAGCGGCUGGCCACCUUCACAGCCGACCUGUCCGAGAUGUUUCCCGCUGGCAUCUACGACACCAAAUACGUGACAGAGUUUGAGCUCCGGCUGACUGCCUCAUAUCUGGAGUACGCUUACAAGAAAUGCAAGCUGGAAAACAGCCGCAGCGUCACCUCCGCUUCACCGGGACCUCACAUCCACGUAGAAUUCUGUCAGUACGCGGGUCACCUGUCCACAUACAUUGACUACAGAGAGUGUCCGGCCGUAGCGUUCUUGGAGGGACAGACGGACAUCUGCCAGCGCUUUUCAGCUUUCGGCUGGUGUCCAAACGGCAACAAGUGUCCACUAUCCCAUGACACAGACCUGAUCAUCCUGCAGGAUGAGAAAUGCAAGGAGGAAAAAAGGAAAAAGCGGAAGAGAAAGAGAGAGAAAAAGGGUGGAUCAGAUACAGCGGAGGACUGCUCCGCCGUCGAUGGCGCCCCACAGAAGAAAAUGCCAAAUAUGGACGUGGAUAAGGAAGAAGCAGCAGAUGACCAACAGGAGGCACAUGAGAAAUCUGGCUCUGAGAGUGUGCCUCAAAUGGAAACGGAUGGAAACCAUCAUCAGAUAGACGAAGGGCAGAAGAUGAAAAGCGACAACGGGGAGAACGGAGAGAGCGAGGAGAAAACGGACGCCGCAGACUCUGCAACAACAAGCAAAAGUGGUGAAAGAAGCUCAGAAGAAGGCGCUGGUGUCCAUCCUGCAGAGUCCAACGCUCAGGCGAAGAAGAAGGCCGACGCAGGAUCACAUCGGGCGGGGUUUGACGCCUAUAUGACGGGAUACAUCUUUGCCUACUCGUGCGCCCUCAUCAAAAAGGAAGAAGCCGGGGUGGAAAGAGUUGAGGAAGAAUCGAAGGAGUCCUGGCUCCCCACCUGUAUCAAUAAGAUCUAUCUCAGUGGCAAAGCAGCGCCUCUCAAUGUGGUGAAAAGCACCUUCUCCAAAUCAUCCAAGGCUCAUAUCCAGAAGAUGGAAAUGGUGUGGGCGGGGAAGAUGUAGCACUGUUGUUAUUUUUUUGGGGUUUUUUUUAAUACAUCAGAUCUGUCAUUUUAUCUCACACACGAUGAGGUUGAUAGUUCUAUUUUUUUGUCAGCUGUGGAUUGGAUUUUUGUAAAAAAAAAAAAAAAAUCUUUCUUUAAGCGGGUAAAAUAGACCAACGUUGGCCAGCAUGUGGUGGUUGUUUGGAUCAACAGUUUGUAUUUCCUUCUGCUCUUUCUCUAUUCACCAAACCACACCUA